CUACUUUUUUAGUGUAUAAAUAAUUCUAAGUCAACUGCCGAGAGUGAGAGUACUUGGAUCAGUUAAUUAUCCUGAGACAUAAGGCAAACUUAUAAUGGAUGAAAAUCCACUGGCAAAACUGCAGUUAGAGCACCUUUACAAUGAAUUUGUUGCAGAACAAGUUGCAUUAAAUGUUCCCAGAACAAGCAUUGCAUCAUUUAAAGAUUUUGCUUCACAACUUGCUCAGCAUUGGCGCCCACAACAUUUAAAACCAAAAGAACCAAACCAUGAGGUUAGAAUUGAAGGUUAUGAAGAAUACUCUGAAAGCGAUACCUAUCGAGAACAUAUGAUUGGUUUAAGAUCCAAAAUUCACAGUGACGAAGAUGCAGCUAUUAUUAUACAGAGAGCCUGGAGAAGGCAUAUAGACAUGCAAGUUUACAAGUAUUACAAAGAGCUCAUCAACUUCAAAGCAAGAGGGAACCCAAGCAUAAUGCUGAGAUGUAUAAAUCCCACAGAAGCCAAGCUGUUGGAUGCGGCUGCAGGAAUUAAUGUGCGAUUCCGACUUGCCGGGGAUCGAUUUCCACCCAAUAUUUAUUAUAAAAUAUUCACCAAUCGGCCCAUUCAAGAUUUAUGUGCCAAUAGUCCAAAAGACUACACUAGUGUCAAGGCCAAAAAGCUAACAGCUAAAGACGCCCACAGCCAUGUACGAGUUUCCAAGGUCCCAACAGACAAUGACAGAGAAGGCUGGUAUAGGAGAAUAGAAAACAAUGGAUGGAGGCUUGUAUCAGACAGACUCAUACACCACAUCAUGAAUGAUCCCAUCACCCUGGAGACAUCAAAAAAAGAAUAUAAAUUUGAUCACAGUCGAUUGAAAAGAAAACAAGAUGUUGAAAGGAAAAAGAAAGAGAAAAAAGUAGAAUGGAUGCAAAAACUAUACAAACAGGGGAUGUUACAAGCUAAAGCCCAGGACUAUGAGACAAGAACUCUUAUAGAAGAUGCCACAGCCGGCAUGAUGGCUACAGUAGAAUCUCAAGGCAUCGAUGCCCUGGAGGACUGGGAGGUGGAUGAGCUGUUAGACUGGACCACGAGUCUGAAUUUUGAGGAGUAUAGGACUAGUUGGACAGAUCUCGCUACCAGUGCCAUGUCACAGAAAUUAAUUGAGGAUAGGUUCAGAAUUUCAACAGCUGAUUCUGACCCAUUUGAACUGAGUCUAUCCACUGGACCAUCAAGACUAACAUCCACCCGGCAAUCUCUUGCCACUUCUGAAAAACCUGCUAUUAGGAUAUAAUUUUGUGUUAUAAGAUUGCUAAUUUAUGUAAUUGUAUGUAAUUUAUAUAGUAAAAAAAUCUAUAAAUACUAUUUGUUAUGAGGUGUGGGACAAACCAAAUUGUCAUAAAAUUAUCAUUUUAGUAGUUAUAAAUGUUAUAUAUAUAUAUAUAUAUAGGGCUAUAUUAUAAUUGCUAUAAUUUUUAAGAGAGCCUAAUAAAAAGCCUUCAUUGUUUUAUAAAUGUUGCUAUGUAAUAAUUGGAUAUUAUUUGUUUUAUCUGCUGCUGGAAUGAUCAUGAGUAGUUUAUAUUUUAUAAUGUAAAUUAAUUUGAAGUAUUAGAAUUAUUAUCUGACUAGUAUUUCUAGUAUUUUUUUGUAAAAAGAUUUUGACACAAAUGCCAUAUUGAAUUCAUUACAAAUAGCUGUGUACUGUCUGCUAGACUUCUACUGGAAAACAGAAAAAUGCGAAUUAAAAUGUA
This is a messenger RNA of Physella acuta, 1724 nucleotides long. RefSeq names its product protein MFI. The record is from RefSeq and is a predicted model, not a curated record. Gene Ontology annotation, molecular function: protein binding. Lineage: Eukaryota; Metazoa; Mollusca; Gastropoda; Physidae.